This is a messenger RNA of Lemur catta (Ring-tailed lemur), 4510 nucleotides long. RefSeq names its product integrin subunit alpha 7 (gene ITGA7). Gene Ontology annotation, molecular function: integrin binding. Bases 200 to 4039 code for a protein of 1279 amino acids. Gene Ontology annotation, biological process: cell-matrix adhesion; cell-cell adhesion; cell adhesion mediated by integrin. The record is from RefSeq and is a predicted model, not a curated record. Gene Ontology annotation, cellular component: integrin complex; external side of plasma membrane. Lineage: Eukaryota; Metazoa; Chordata; Mammalia; Primates; Lemuridae. The transcript is spliced from 25 exons.
GCCCGAGCGGCGGCUGCCGUAGUUGUCCUAGCGGGUGCUGGGGCGGCGGAGCGGCGGGAGAGGGAGAGCUGGCGGGGCGUAAGAUUGGGAGACCCCUGAAAGACCAGCGAGACUUCGGAGAGGCUCCCAGGGAGAGCUGGGACUGGGGGCGCGCGAGAAUUUCUUUGCACUCGAGGGGAGCGCGCGCGGGGUGGGUCCCAUGGCCGGGACUCGGAGCCGCGAUUCUUGGGGGGCCUCUGGGAUUUGCUGCCUUCUUGGCUUCCUGCUCGCCGGAUUGCUCUUCUCACGGGCUGUCGCCUUCAAUCUGGACGUGAUGGGCGCUUUACGUAAGGAGGGCGAGCCAGGCAGCCUCUUCGGCUUCUCUGUGGCCCUGCACCGGCAGUUGCAGCCCCGACCCCAGAGCUGGCUGCUGGUGGGUGCUCCCCAGGCACUGGCUCUUCCUGGGCAGCAGGCAAAUCGUACCGGAGGCCUCUUCGCUUGCCCCCUGAGCCUGGAGGAGACUGACUGCUACAGAGUGGACAUUGACCAGGGAGCUGAUGUGCAAAAGGAAAGCAAAGAGAACCAGUGGUUGGGAGUCAGUGUUCGGAGCCAGGGACCUGGGGGCAAGAUUGUUACCUGUGCACACCGAUAUGAGGCCAGGCAGCGGGUCGACCAGAUCCUGGAGACACGGGAUGUGAUUGGUCGCUGCUUUGUGCUGAGCCAAGACCUGGCCAUCCACGAUGAGUUGGAUGGUGGAGAAUGGAAGUUCUGUGAGGGGCGCCCCCAAGGCCACGAACAAUUUGGAUUCUGCCAGCAGGGCACAGCUGCCGCCUUCUCCCCUGACAACCAUUACCUCCUCUUUGGGGCCCCAGGAACCUAUAAUUGGAAGGGCACGGCCAGGGUGGAGCUCUGUGCGCAGGGCUCAGCGGACCUGGCACACCUGGACGACGGGCCCUACGAGGCGGGGGGUGAGAAGGAGCAGGACCCCCGUCUCAUCCCGGUCCCUGCCAACAGCUACUUUGGUAGGGACGCCUCCCCGGCCCAGAGCUACUCUAACCCUCUGCUCCUCUCUCUUGUCCUCCCUCUCCAUAUUCCCGUCCUUCCGUCUCUGUCGGUCUCUCACCCUCUCUCUCUCUGUCUUUGUGCCUCUGACUCUCACCUCUCUGGUCUUUUUAUCUCUGUCAUUUUCUUUCUCCACCUCUUCCUCUGCCACCUCCUUCUUCUGGCUUUUCUGUCUGGCUCUGUCUCCCUACUCUGUGGUCCCUCCUCUGGUUGUCCCUUCCCUGGUGUGUUGCCCCACCCCCCAUCCUGCACAGGGUUGCUUUUUGUGACCAACAUUGAUAGCUCAGACCCUGACCAGCUGGUGUAUAAAACUUUGGAUCCCGCUGACCGGCUCCCAGGACCAGCCAGAGACUUGGCCCUGAAUAGCUACUUAGGUUUCUCCAUCGACUCGGGGAAGGGUCUGGUGCGUGCAGAGGAGCUGAGCUUUGUGGCAGGGGCCCCCCGUGCCAACCACAAGGGUGCUGUGGUCAUCCUGCGCAAGGACAGUGCCAGUCGCCUGGUGCCCGAAGUUAUGCUGUCUGGGGAGCGCCUGACCUCUGGCUUUGGCUACUCGCUGGCCGUGGCUGAUCUCAACAAUGAUGGCUGGCCAGACCUGGUAGUGGGUGCCCCAUAUUUCUUUGAGCGCCAAGAAGAGCUGGGGGGUGCCGUGUAUGUGUACCUGAACCAGGGGGGUCACUGGGCUGGGAUCUCCCCUCUCCGGCUCUGCGGCUUGCCCGACUCCAUGUUCGGCAUCAGCCUGGCUGUCCUGGGGGACCUCAACCGAGAUGGCUUCCCAGAUAUCGCGGUGGGAGCUCCCUUUGAUGGGGAUGGGAAAGUCUUCAUCUACCACGGGAGCAGACUGGGGCUUGUCACCAAGCCUUCGCAGGUGCUGGAGGGCGAGGCCGUGGGUGUCCGGAGCUUUGGCUACUCCCUGUCGGGCGGCCUGGAUGUGGAUGGGAACCAUUAUCCCGACUUGCUUGUGGGCUCCCUGGCUGACACCGCCGUGCUCUUCAGGGCCAGACCUGUUCUCCAUGUCACCCAUGAGAUCUUUAUUGCUCCACGAGCCAUUGACCUAGAGCAGCCCAACUGUGCUGGUGGCCUCUCGGUCUGUGUCGACCUAAGGAUCUGUUUCACCUACGUUGCCAUCCCCAGCAGUUACAGCCCUAUUGUGGCCCUGGAUUAUGUGUUAGACGGGGACACAGACCGGAGGCUCCGGGGCCAGGUCCCCCGUGUGACCUUUCUGAGCCGUAGCCCAGAUGACCCCAAGCACCAGGCCUCAGGCACUGUGUGGCUGAAGCACCAGCAUGACCGAGUCUGUGGAGACACCAUGUUCCAGCUACAGGAGAACGUGAAAGACAAGCUUCGGGCCAUUGUGGUGACUUUGUCCUAUGGUCUCCAAAGCCCUCGGCUCCGGCGACAGGCUCCUGGCCAGGGGCUGCCCCCAGUGGCCCCCAUCCUCAAUGCCCACCAGCCCAGCACCCAGCGGACAGAGAUUCACUUCCUGAAGCAAGGCUGUGGUGAAGACAAGAUCUGCCAGAGCAAUCUGCAGCUGGUCCGUGCCCGCUUUUGUACCCGGGUCAGCGACACGGAGUUCCAGCCUCUGCCCAUGGAUGCGGAUGGGACGACAGCCCUGUUUGCACUGAGUGGGCAGCCAGUCCUUGCCCUGGAGCUGGAGGUCACCAACCUGCCCUCGGACCCAGCCCGGCCGCAGGCCGAUGGGGAUGAUGCCCACGAGGCCCAGCUCCUGGUCACCCUCCCGGCCUCACUGCGCUACUCAGGGGUCCGGGCCCUGGACCCUGUGGAGAAGCCGCUCUGCCUGUCCAACGAGAAUGCCUCCCAUGUUGAGUGUGAGCUGGGGAACCCCAUGAAGAGAGGUGCCCAGGUCACCUUCUACCUCAUCCUUAGCACCUCAGGGAUCACCAUUGAGACCACGGAGCUGGAGGUGGAGCUGCUGUUGGCCACGAUCAGCGAGCAGGAGCUGCACCCAAUCUCUGCUCGAGCGCGUGUCUUCAUUGAGCUGCCACUGUCCAUCGUGGGGGUGGCCACUCCCCAGCAACUCUUCUUCUCUGGCGUGGUGAGGGGCGAGGCAGCCAUGCGGUCUGAGCGGGAUGUGGGCAGCAAGGUCAAGUAUGAGGUCACGGUCUCCAACCAAGGCCAGUCGCUCAACACCCUGGGCUCUGCCUUCCUCAACAUCAUGUGGCCCCACGAGAUUGCCAACGGGAAGUGGCUGCUGUACCCCAUGCGAGUGGAGCUGGAGGGUGGGCAGGGGGCCGGGCAGAAAGGGCUGUGUUCCCCCAGGCCCAACAUCCUCCACCUGGAUGUGGACAGCAGGGACCGGCGGCGGCGGGAGCUGGAGCAGCCGGAGCAGCAGGAGUCUCGUGAGCAGCAGGAGCCCAGCACGUCCUGGUGGCCGGUGUCCUCUGCUGAGAAGAAGAAAAACAUUACCCUGGACUGUGCUCGGGGCACGGCCAACUGCGUGGUGUUCAGCUGCCCACUCUACAGCUUUGACCGUGUGGCUGUGCUGCAUGUCUGGGGCCGCCUCUGGAAUAGCACCUUUCUGGAGGAGUACUCAGCUGUGAAAUCCCUGGAAGUGAUCGUCCGAGCCAACAUCACGGUGAAGUCCUCCAUCAAGAACUUGCUGCUCAGAGAUGCCUCCACAGUGAUCCCAGUGAUGGUAUACUUGGACCCCAUGGCUGUGGUGGCAGAAGGAGUCCCCUGGUGGGUCAUCCUCCUGGCCGUGUUGGCCGGGCUGCUGGUGCUGGCACUGCUGGUGCUGCUCCUGUGGAAGAUGGGAUUCUUCAAGCGGGCAAAGUACCCCGAGGCCACUGUGCCCCAGUAUCACGCGGUGAAGAUUCCCCGGGAAGACCGACAGCAGUUCAAGGAGGAGAAGACGGGCACCAUCCUGAGGAACAACUGGGGCAGCCCCCGGCGGGAGAGCCCCGAUGCACACCCCAUCCUGGCUGCUGAUGGGCACACCGAGCUGGGCCCCGACGGGCAUCCUGUGCCAGGAACUGCCUAGCUUCCCUUGUCCCAGCCUGGCCUGUGGGUCUCCCCUCCACCCCUUUCCUGGGUGAAGCGGGUAGAGUGCGUUGCUGGUGUCACAUCAAGAUUUGGCAGGAUCUGCUUCCUCAGGGGCACAGCCCUCUGCCACCCGUGAGACUCCAGCCCCCCAACUUCCGCUUAGGAUGCUGUGAGAUGAGAGGGCGUAAAUCAGGGAUAGAUGGGGCCGUGGGGAGAGUGAGAAGGGCAGGGAUGGCCUGACACACAGGUGGGGAGAAGGGAUCCUAAUCCCCCCUGUCCCAUUCACCAUGUAUAACGGAACCCCAAGGACCUGUCUCCCGAAAGUGCCUUAGCCUAGAGGGUUGGGGAGGAGGUUGUGUCGCUGACUCAGGGGCUUCUCCCUCCCUAGUUUCCCCUCUCCUCUGACCUUAGUUUGCUGUAUCAGUCUAGUGGGUUUUGUCUAUUUAUUAAAAAAUAUUUGAGGACAAAA